CAUUCUGCCUAAUAUCUCCACAGGAGAAAGAAAGUAUUACAGGUCUGGAAGUAAUCCAGCAGUGGUAGAGUUAACUCCCCAAAUUACAUCACUCUCGCAUUCUGUCCAUCCACCCCUCCUCCUUAACUCCUUCGCCCUCCCCCUUCUCAUUGUCUAUGAAAAGGAGGGUCUUUCUCUCCCCUGUCCAUUCAGCCGCUGGGCACUGAGACUGUGGUUCAGACCUCACCCUCAAGCCUGUCAUUAUAAUCACUUAGCAGCCACAAAGACCUCCAGCCCUUCACAGCCUCUGUGCACUGUUCUAGUGAGACUUAACACUUUCCACCACUCUAAGAUGGAGCUUUUGGGUGCCCGACUGCCCUUCACCCAGUUUCAGGAGGAAAAGUACCAGAUGCUGGAGCUGAACCAGCGUCUCGAAUCAUACUUAGGCCGUGUGAAGCUUCUGGAGGAGGAAAACCAGCUACUGCGAGAGGAGAUCCACACUCUCAAGAGCAGCAGGGAACCACCAGGCCAGCGCAAAGCUCAAGAGGAGGCUCUCAGCCAGACCAGGAGGAUGUUGGAGGAUGCCUGGAGGAAGAAAGACUGUGUGGAACUGGAAGUGGAGAACUUGAUGGAGUAUAUAGAGGAGGUGAGUAUUCAAAGACAGAAGGUGAAGAACGCUCAGGCUGAGGCACAGAGAAAACUCAUGGAGAGCAGGAAGGAGCUGGAAGAGGAGCAUAGAGCUCAGAUUUGGCUUAGAGAGAAGGUUGGCCAACUUGAGAAAGACCUCUUGCUACAGAUGCAAGUUCACGAGGAGAACAUGGAAACCAUGCAGGCCUCUCUGAAGCAGACAAAACAAGUCUUGAUGGCCCCACAGCCCACUCAAACUGCCAGAAUCCCAGACCUGGGACAAGAGUACAGCCACAGAGCAACUCAAGCCUGGCAGGAGGCAACCAAAAACUAUCAGAGACUGGUUGGACGUCUUGAGGAAAGUCUGAACCAGGCCAAAGCUAACAUGACAAAGAUUCAUCAAGAAAAGAGAGAAAACCAACAUCAAGUUCAGCAUCUGGCAAAGGAACUCGAGAGCACUAAGACUAAGAGGCAGAUGUUGGAGAAGAAUUUAGUGCAGCAGAAAGAAGCGCAUAAACAAGAGCUUCAACAUUUUCAGGCCCAAGUAGAUGCUCUGGAGGUGGAGAAAGACAGCCUGGGGCAGCAGAUAGACAGCCUGAUGGUGGACAGACAAAACUUGCUGCAGGUCAAGAUGUCUCUUGGACUGGAGGUGGCCACAUACAGAGCUUUGCUGGACAGCGAGGGCCUGAGAAUUGACAGACCAACAACAAAAAAGACCAGCUCUACUUUCUUUUUAGAUGUGCUCUCAAAGCCCACUGGGACCCACCCAGCCUCACAGACCACUGCUGCUUCCUGCCAUGUCAGCAAUACUGUGUCUACAAGUCACAGAUCAAUCACUCCCUCUCGCACUCUGCUGACUAGUGUGACUCCAUCAUGGACCCCGACUCGAGGGACUCCACAAAGAACACCAACCCGAGCCUCAGUGACAGAAAAGACAGAGGUUCAUAUCUCAGAGGAGACUGAGAAAGCUGCUGAGAAAUCUGUGAAUCAUUUGCAGCAAGAGAAAGCCCAUGAAGACCUGGACCAUGCAACAACUCUCCCCAAAACAACUGCAGAACCAGAACCACUGUUCAAACCAGAAGAUAUUGAGAUUCAAGAGGAGGAUGAAUCAAAACAGUUCCAGAAAGAUGAGAUGGUUGGUCAGUUGACACACUUAUCAAUGCAGAUGCAACAGCUUCAGAUUCAACCAAGUAACUUGUCCCAAACUCCAGAGACAGAAAGCUGGGCUGGUCCAUUCACAGAUCCUGCAGGGGUUUCAGAAGAAGGGAAGGACGAGGACACUGAAGUGUCUGUUGAAAUGGCUCAAAUCUCACAUGCACCUAAGGUUGCUUGGGAAGAAAAUAAAACCGUAGCAGAGGAUGAAAAAGAUGAUGCCUCUGAGAUGGAUGUAAGAUCAGAGAACAUCAGUGAAAGCCACACAGAUGCAUAUGGAGAUGCAGAGAAUGAUAAUGAUACAUUAAAAUCUAGCCAUAUCAGUGUGAAUACCAGUAUACUGGGUCGUUCGUUCCUCGAGCAAGGAACUUUAGAUUUGGAGGGUGAUUUUGGCUAUCACAAAGAUUUAAUGAAGGUAGAUGAACAGGACAAUGUGAGUAAUAUUAGUGAGGAGGUAACAGAGCAAAUGGACAGUGAAACUGAGGCAGCGAUUGAUUCGAUCAAUGAGUGGGAUAGACAAGAAGGAACUGAACCACAGAAUGAGACGAAAGUGAUGAGCCCUGAUUCUGAGGUGGAAGAAGAGGAUGAAAUGAACAUUAACACUAACAUGAAGGAUGAAACAGAUGAAAAUGUGACUGAAAGAGAAGAAGAAGAGAUAGUCGUGAUUAAGAGUGACAUUUCUGUGCAAGAUGAAGGUGUAGAUCAUCAGGAGAGUUUAGAGAAGACUGUACCACCAACUGAAUCCCAUUCAGAUCAGACAGUAAAUGAGGAAGAUCCUUCACCUGAUGAAUCUGAGGAAGAAGAAGAGAACCAAGGUGAAGAGGAUGAUUCCCCAAACAUAUCAGCCUCGUGGAGAACCGAUCCUGGCGAGUGUGACAGCUACAGUCAGGAGAACACGCUAGCAGACACUCGGCCUUUGAUUCAUUAUAAGAGUGACGAAGAAACAGAUGGGAACGUGCAAGCCUCGCACCUCAUCGGUGAGACCAGUGACAGUGAGGAUGAGAAAGAAAGAAUGGAAGGAAGCCACUGGAAUGAGAGUGCCUCCAAACGCUUCAACACCAUGGAGGAUCUCACAGAAGAACCAGACAUGGAGGUCACUGGAGAGAUGAUGACGGAUGAUGUUUCUAAAGAAGAAGCCCUAGAUGGUGAUAAGGCACGCCUGAUGCUUCAAAGUAAUUUUGAAGUCCAUCAAAGUUUGGACAUGGUGGAGAAAGAAAGUGCAAGAAUUGAGCUCAAGGGAAACCUGGAAGAUGAUAGUGAUGUUAUGACAGAGAUGAGGAAAGAUGAAGAUCAUGAUGUCAAGGUUUAUGACCAACCACAACUGACUGAAAACCAGCAUAUACAUACCGAACAACCUGAGGAUGAAACAGUCCAUUCAUAUGAAAGUCAAGAACAAGUUGAUAUGGACCAUCCAAUCUCAUUCCCUGAAACAUCCCAGCAGCUUAAAAACUCCUUUGAAACUCAAUCUACUCUGAGCAUGUUCCAAGAUACAGCUGCAACCAAAGAACCAGAAGAUCUUCUGGAAGUUUCCAUGCACACCAACAUAGAUCUCACAGACAGUCGCUCUUUGGAGAGUGAAAUAAACAGUCAACCAGACAACAUGACAUCAGACAUUCCCAACUCAGACCAGGAAGAGGGCAAGAGCUCAGAAGAUGAGUCUCCAAAUGCCAGCCAGUGCUUUCAGAACACAAGCCUUUUAGCAGCGGCUACUCUCAAUGAGCAGCCAUUAACCUUUACUAAUGGAGUCACCGAGGCUGAUUCUGUGUCUGAUGUCAUCCAUUUGCCUGAAGAAGUGCUCAGUAAGGAGAAGAACACUGAAGAGCCUAAAGCCCCUCAGAUUGAUGAGUGGGAGAAAUCAAACAUCUGGGGCAAAAGCACAAAUGCUACAGAUGCAGCUGAGAUCACACACACAUUAAGUGUGGAUGAAAACACAGGCGUUUUCCCAGUAAACGAGAAUUUAGAAAUUCCAAAUAAAAUGCCAAGUUUAGCGGAAAACAUCUUUGGAAAAUUUGAAGAAAGGACAGCGGAGAGCCUUUCAGAAAAAGUGCUGACUGUGAUGGAUUUCGAGAGCAACAAUUCAGGAGAGGAGGAGGAAUUUCAGUCAAAGGAAAAGAAAGGUGAGAUUCAUAGCUUUUUCAGCACUAGCAUGAAGGAAGAUUUCUGGAGUGAGGGAAAAAUGGAGAUGGCAGCUUCUUAUGACCCUGCCAAGACUGAAGACUUAAACCAGGCUUUGGUCUCUGGAGAGGAAUGGAGAGAUAUGGAGGGAAUGCCAACAGCAAAUGGAAGUCCUAAAGAAAAGAUGGACAUCCUCAAAGGCCAGGAUGAGAGGCAUAAAGAUGAACAGCCAAUGCAAGGCAAGACGGUCCUAUCUGAUGACUCUGUUGAUGAGGGGGAUUCCUGGUCCUCUGGUGAUGAGUAAUAGCUUUGUCCGAUGGUGAUUUAGACCAUUUAAGACUAAACCAAAAACAUAAAAAUGUAGUGAUGUCAUUUAAAUGGAUGGACAGAUAUAUUACUACUAAGCCAAAAUGAAAAUUUAUGGUGGAAGACAGCAACAAAAACACCUUCAUACGUUCAAAGAAAUUAAACUAGACAAGAUUGCUCAGCGCAGUGUGUGUAAUUGUACAAUGUGAUCUCUGUAAUGUGAGUUAACAGCCUGGCAUAAUGUGCCAGCUGUCGUCUCGGGAUAACAAAGCAUUGUACAGCCACGGGCAGUAAGGAAUCUUAAAGAUUAACUAUGAAGCUUUACUUCAUGCUUGUUGUUUCUGUACUAAUUAGACCAGCUUUUCAAUGCCUUUCAUCUGUCAGUGUUAAAAAUAAAACACCUUUGUGUAUUUGCACUGAUGUAUGUUACAAUGGAAAAACAAUAUGGAUUAAAAUUUUACAAUUUUAAUAAAAAGUAAAAUAGCAAA
Cyprinus carpio (common carp) is the source of this 4667-nucleotide messenger RNA. Its product is annotated as nestin-like. The record is from RefSeq and is a predicted model, not a curated record. Gene Ontology annotation, molecular function: intermediate filament binding; CCR5 chemokine receptor binding. NCBI's taxonomy places the organism in Eukaryota, Metazoa, Chordata, Actinopteri, Cypriniformes, Cyprinidae. Gene Ontology annotation, cellular component: intermediate filament. Gene Ontology annotation, biological process: positive regulation of intermediate filament depolymerization.